Molecule: messenger RNA, 4395 nt
Organism: Actinia tenebrosa (Australian red waratah sea anemone)
Lineage: Eukaryota; Metazoa; Cnidaria; Anthozoa; Actiniaria; Actiniidae
Product: F-box/WD repeat-containing protein 1A
Molecular function (GO): protein dimerization activity
Source: RefSeq, a predicted model, not a curated record
AGUGAUGUCACUUGAGGUAGGCAGAGACGAAGCUAAAUUUUUUCGGAUUUUCAAUAUUUUUGAGAAUAUUACAGCUAUAUUUUUAUAGGAAUAAGUAACGAUCUGAUCGGAUACAACAAAAAGGACGAUAAAGCCAUGGCGACCGAAGAGAGCUUACAGAAAUCCCAAGAUAGUGAAGAAAGAUUGACAUUGUUUUAUCAACAACGAGAUCUGUGUAUGAGCACAUUUGAAAAAUGGACAGAGAGCGAGCAAGUCGAGUUUGUAGAAUAUCUGUUAUCCCGAAUGUGUCAUUACCAACACGGCCAUGUUAAUGCAUACUUAAAACCUAUGCUUCAACGAGACUUCAUUACCGCUUUACCAGCAAAAGGACUUGAUCACAUAGCAGAAAAUAUCCUAUCAUAUUUGGAUGCAAAUUCACUGUGUGCAGCAGAGGUGGUUUGUAAAGAGUGGAGAAGGGUUAUUGCGGAUGGCAUGUUGUGGAAAAAACUGAUUGAAAGGAAAGUUAGAACAGACCCAUUAUGGAGUGGACUAGCCGAGCGGCAAGGCUGGGGACUUUACUUAUUUAAAUCCAAAGCUCCAGAUCCUCCAAAUAAUGAUUAUUAUAGACGUUUAUAUCCUGCUAUCAUUAAGGAUCUAGAGACUAUAGAAACAAACUGGCGAUGUGGCCACCAUGCAUUACAUCGAAUCUACUGCCGAAGUGAAAACAGUAAAGGAGUCUACUGUCUACAGUAUGAUGACCAAAAGAUUGUUAGUGGAUUGAGAGAUAAUACUAUCAAGAUCUGGGAUAAAAAGAAUCUAGAAUGUAWCAAGGUGUUGACAGGACAUACAGGUUCUGUACUUUGUCUACAAUAUGAUGAGAAUGUGAUAGUAACUGGUUCUAGUGACUCCACUGUCAGAGUUUGGAAUGUUCACACUGGAGAGAUGUUGAAUACCCUCAUCCAUCACUGUGAAGCUGUUCUUCAUCUGAGGUUCCAGGAAGGAAUGAUGGUCACUUGUUCAAAGGAUCGUUCCAUUGCAGUAUGGGAUAUGCAGUCACCUACUGAUAUAAAUUUAAGAAGAGUAUUAGUAGGACAUCGAGCUGCUGUUAAUGUAGUAGACUUUGAUGAUAAAUACAUUGUAUCUGCAUCCGGUGACAGAACAAUUAAGGUUUGGAGUACAUCCACAUGUGAGUUUGUAAGGACGCUAAAUGGACAUAGACGAGGAAUUGCUUGCUUGCAGUAUAGAGACCGUCUUGUCGUCAGUGGCUCAUCAGACAACACGAUAAGAUUGUGGGAUAUAGAAUGUGGAGCAUGUCUAAGAGUUCUUGAGGGUCACGAGGAACUAGUCAGAUGUAUCAGAUUUGACAACAAAAGAAUCGUCAGUGGAGCAUAUGAUGGAAAAAUAAAAGUAUGGGACUUGCAAGCAGCCUUAGACCCCAGAGCACCUGCAGGAUCUCUAUGUAUACGAACACUAGUGGAACACACUGGCCGAGUAUUUCGACUACAAUUUGAUGACUUUCAAAUAGUGAGUAGCUCUCAUGAUGACACAAUCCUCAUGUGGGACUUUCUAAACUAUACCGAACCUCAAGAAACUACCCCAACACGGACAUAUACCUACGUAUCAAGAUGAUUCUGCUUCUAAUAUAUCAGAAAUAGUUUCUACAUCCCACAGAUUUUGUUACCUUUUGAUGUCUAGUUUAGCUUGAAAUAAAUUUAUUGAACUCUAACAAUAAUUCUAUGGAGCGUUUUCACUCACAGGAGAAGGCAGCCAUAUUGGUGUACCAAGCAAUAGAAACUUUCUGCACGGUUUUUUGCAUCAAAAUAUAGUUUAAUUCCAAGAGGAUAGAAAAUGCAUUGCCUCAGUACACCAACAUGGCCGCUGUGACGUCACGUGAAAAUGCUCUAUUAUUUCUAAGUCUGUUUAUACUUGUACAGAUAGCUGCAUAAAAAUAGGUUCUGUACCUUAAUAGCUUAGAAUCAAAAUGCAGAUCAGUUAUUAGGUACAAUCAGUCAUCGUUAUUCUCUCCAUGCAUUUUCUAUUGACUUACUUUUUAUGACCUGGCUUUAAAGUAGUUCUCAAUAGAACCUUGUAAAUUGGAGUAGGUCUUGGUGGACGUCAAAUGAAUCAAGGCAUCUCCAUGGCAUUCCAUAGGCACACAUCGUAAAUCAUACAAUUCCACAUUGUGCAUUUGAGAAGACUGUAAAUUUUGCAUUCAAACAGGUUUGUUCACACCAAUUUAAGUUUUUGCAGUGGACUGCAACUAAGUGUAGCAAGCAUUUCUAAAUACCCAAUUUAAACCAACUAACCUUGUUUAGUUAUUUUUUUCCUUUCCCAUGUCCUUCCUUGUUUGGCUGCCAUCUGGCCAUUGGCAGGCCACUCUUUGAAGCCCUGCUUUAUUUAGAAACAAUGCAACCCCUCAAUGGCUACACCCAGUCCGACCCACUUUUUAUUUUAUUAUUCUUCAAAAGAAACCACAGUCUUCUCAUAGGGUUUGGAACACUUUUACACAUAAAUAUUUUGUGAUAAUGUUUGUUAAAAAGGUCUCAAAAGUGGCAAUAAUUUGAAUAUAAGGAUAAAAAAUGAUCAAUUGUUGUGAAAGUGUAUCAUAGAUAGGGCAAAGAAUAAUAAUUAUUGUUGAGGUGCUUAGCAUAUUUCAAAUGUAAUUUGUGUAAUUUUUGGUUCACUUGCUUAGGGUACAAAAUCUUGACUUCUUUAUAAGGUUUCCACAAAACUUUAAGUUGUGUAAGAGAAAUAAAUUUGGAAAAAAGUAGUUUUAGGAAAGAUUUUCAAAUUUGUAAGAUUUAAAAAAUAUUUUUGUUAGCUGUCUUGAUCAUAGAAACGUUUUUGAAAAGGAUCUCUGGGUGACUUUAGUGCAAAAUGAGUUAAAAAUUGUGACAGCCCUUGGACGGAUUUUAUUUCACAUACAUAAUGUUGGAUAAUAAUUUUGUGCAAGGAAAAGUCAUUGUCAAGAUUUAGUACUUCAGUGAACAACCUUGAAGUGGAUCAAAUUUUGUUGUAUAAAUUGAAAAAGAGUUGAAACUAAAAUAGGGAAUCGGGAUUUAUAAUGAAAAGCAGUUGAAAUAGGAAUUAAACUAACGACUGCAACUAAAGGAAUACAGUCAAAAAUUGGACAGGAAAUAAAUUAAUUUGUACAUGGAUCUGUUGUCAAAUACAUAGCUGUAACUACUACUUAUUGUACAUUGAAGUGACAAUGAAAUUGUUAUCAGAUUGAAUCCAUUUACGAGGAAAAAAAUUAGGAUUGAAAUCUUAAGUCUUGGUCACUUUGUUUCAAGUCAACAAGUGCUCUUGAGGUUUCGUUUCCUGUACUCUUUGAUUAUUGCUUAACUGUUAAAAAAUAGAUAAAUCAGACUGUUGUUUUGAAACCCUUUCAUAUAAACUUCAUUUAUUAUUUCAGUUUCCCUUUCAAAAGAAAGUGGAAUCAAAUGAGUGAAUGAGAUAAAAACGUUUCCUAAAUUUUACCAGUUGUUCCCCACUAUUUUGACAUUUUUAACAUGUUGAAGCACUCCCAUAAAUUUGAAAAAACCUUCAUUAUAAUUGUGGAACAAAGUUGAUUCAGCACAUUCUAAAAUGGGUUUUCAAUAUGAUAUUUUGACUAAUAGUCCUUUUCACAGUUCCCUGCACGAUAUUGAAAGGUAGCCGUGCCUUUGCAUUGAAGUGAGACAAACGAUGAGCUUGCAAUAAUAUAGACCUUUUUUUAACAUCUUGAAAGAUUAUUAACGUUUCUAUCAUUGCAAGCUCACCGUUUGUCUUGAUUCGAUGCAAGGGCAUGGCUUUCAAGAUGGCUCAGGGAAGUGUAAAUGGGACUAUUCUCAAGUUUUACAUGUCAGAAGCAAUCAUAAUCAUAUGUUAUUAGUUGUAAGUUUUGCCACUCUUUUGCCAAUGUGUUUCAGGCAGUAAAGAUGUCCAUUGAUUGAACCAAUACUCACUUGAAAAAUUCUUGUGAACUUACCAGAGAAACUCAAGGSCUAUGCAUUUAGUGGCUUAAUUUGACAGUUCCACUAUGAUUGUUUCAUGAUUUUGUUAUACAAAGAUUUCCUUCACUCUGCCAUAGCAUGUAUAUAGUAACUGGUAUGACCAGACUGAUUAUCCAAUUUCAGGGGCCACUUAUCACCCUAAAGUUGGACAUUCAGUUUCAAAGGCAGUCGAAACCUCAAAAACUUCAAUUUUAGGAGUUUAUAACAACACUAGCGACCUAUAAAUCACUGUUAGAUGUACAUAUUUAAUCAUACAAAUGCUCCUAUUGCAUGUAUUAAUCAUAUAAACUUAUUAAUUAAAUAACUGUUAAUAUUAAUUAAUACUAAGUUUUUAAAGACAAAGUUGUUAUUUAAAAAGCAUUCACUUCACUAUAUGUUGAUAAAGAAUGGUUUUUCUACAGAUAAUAAACGUUGAAAUGCG